Messenger RNA from Alexandromys fortis (reed vole), 1002 nucleotides. RefSeq names its product cathepsin M-like. Bases 1 to 1002 code for a protein of 333 amino acids. The transcript is spliced from 7 exons. Gene Ontology annotation, cellular component: lysosome. The record is from RefSeq and is a predicted model, not a curated record. Lineage: Eukaryota; Metazoa; Chordata; Mammalia; Rodentia; Cricetidae. Gene Ontology annotation, molecular function: cysteine-type endopeptidase activator activity involved in apoptotic process; cysteine-type endopeptidase activity. Gene Ontology annotation, biological process: positive regulation of peptidase activity; positive regulation of apoptotic signaling pathway; immune response.
AUGAUUCCUGCUGUCUUUCUGGCCGUCCUGUGCUUGGGAAGGGCCUCAUCUACUCCCUCACCUGAUCCCACUCUGGAUGCUGAAUGGCAGCAGUGGAAGAUAAAAUAUGGAAAAACUUACAGUCUGGAGGAAGAAGCACAGAAGAGAGCAGUAUGGGAAGAAAAUAUGAAAAUGAUCAAAUUGCACAAUGGGGAGAAUGGCCUGGGGAAGAAUGGCUUCACCAUGGAAAUGAACGCCUUUGGUGACAUGACUGGUGAAGAAUUCAGAAAUUUGAUGAUGAAUAUCCCAGUCCCCACUCUCAAGAAAGGGAAAAACAUCCAGAAACGUCUGGCUGGUGAUGUGCCCAAAUUUAUAAACUGGAGAAAGAAAGGCUAUGUCACCUCCGUGCGGAGACAGGGUAGGUGUACUGCUUGUUGGGCUUUUUCUGUGGCUGGUGCCAUAGAAGGACAGAUGUUCCGGAAAACCGGCAAACUGAUUCCUCUGAGUGUCCAGAACCUAGUGGACUGUUCUAGACCUCAAGGUAACAGGGGCUGUUUUGGAGGCAAUACAUUCCUUGCCCUGCAGUAUGUGAAAGAAAACGGAGGUCUGGAGUCCGAGGCAACCUAUCCGUAUGAAGAAAAGGAAGGGCCCUGCAGGUACAAUCUGGAAAAUUCUACUGCUAGUAUCACAGGCCUUGUGUUAGUACCAAAGAGUGAAAAGGCCCUAAUGAAUCUUGUGGCAACUAUAGGACCCAUUUCUGUUGCACUCGACGCAAGACAUGAUUCCUUCCAGUUCUAUAAAGGAGGCAUAUAUCAUGAGCCAAACUGCAGUAGUACUACAGUCACCCAUGCCAUGCUAGUGGUCGGCUAUGGCUUUGAAGGAAGAGAGGCAGACGGCAGGAAGUACUGGCUGGUCAAGAACAGCAUGGGUAAAAAGUGGGGCAUUAGAGGCUACAUGAAGAUCGCCAAGGACCAGAAAAACCACUGUGGAAUUGCUACAUAUGCCAUGUACCCUACAGUGUGA